This is a messenger RNA of Dentiscutata heterogama, 468 nucleotides long. The record is from the annotation of a GenBank genome assembly. NCBI's taxonomy places the organism in Eukaryota, Fungi, Glomeromycota, Glomeromycetes, Diversisporales, Gigasporaceae.
AUGAAUAAUCCAACUGGCAGUUAUUAUUACGUAGAGACUCUUUGUAAUGAUCCUGAUAAGGACUUUGAGAUUCUUGACUAUGUUAGCAUUGGGGAUAAUUCUGAAAGUCUUGAGCAACCAACAUCUUCACUUUUGUCUAAAUAUAGUACAAGCAGCACAGAAAGUGAUAUAAAUCUAUACGAUAGUUCACAUGAUAUACAAUUUGAUAUAUCAGCAAUCGGAUUAGCUAAGGCAUAUGCCAAUUUGUCAUCAACAACAAUACAAGAACAAGAUAAUGAAAUUGAUAUAAAUUGGUUGGCACAAGACCUUAAUGUAACGUCUAAUAGAGAAUCAUCAUGGGAUAUGACUAUUUGUUAUGAAAAUGAAUUAACUCUAGAAUUUAAUUCUGGUGAGAAACUAUUGAAACAGCUUGGAGAGAUUUGGGAGCUAGAUUUUGAUACGGUGGAUGAAAUUGUUAUGAAAUCAAAG